Molecule: messenger RNA, 2857 nt
Organism: Hyla sarda
Lineage: Eukaryota; Metazoa; Chordata; Amphibia; Anura; Hylidae
Gene: FFAR4
Product: free fatty acid receptor 4
Exons: 3
Coding region: 173-1234 (353 amino acids)
Biological process (GO): G protein-coupled receptor signaling pathway
Cellular component (GO): membrane
Molecular function (GO): G protein-coupled receptor activity; peptide binding
Source: RefSeq, a predicted model, not a curated record
AGGGCAGGACGGAGCUGUCCCUCAUCACUUCAGAGCCUUCACCGCAGCAUUCAUCCACAGCAAUGCCAACUGGACCUUGGGGCGUCAUCACAUGUCAAACCCCCUGACAUCGCUAGAUGUAGUCGCAAUUCAUGUGCUUUAUUUCUGACUCCGUUUUUACCCUUUCUCUACAAUGGGCUACAUGAUUGUGUCAUGUCAGCCUGAAGAAAACUGCACCUUCUCAUAUUUCAAUUUUUACUCGGAGUUUGACAAGACGUUGGCAGUAAAAGUGGUGGAGACCUUAGUCCUCUCCAUAGUGUUCACAUUCUCAUGCUUUGUAAAUAUUUGUGCCAUUGUCUUGCUUGUCAGAAAGAAGAAACUGGUCACUGCCAACUGCUUUGUACUGAACCUUUUCUGUUCGGACUUGCUGUUCAUCAGCAUGAUACCGCUCAUCUUGGUCAUCCGCUGGACGGAGGUUUGGAUCUUAGGGGAUUUCUUCUGCCAUUUGCUUUUUUAUGUAAUCUGCCUCAGUGGUUGCGUGAUCCUGAUCUCCCUGUCUGCAGUGAGCCUGGAGAGGAUGAUCUGUAUCAUGAAGGUGUCCCAGGCCACCACUUGUAAUGUUAAAUUGGUGGCUGUAGGAAUUGUGACCAUCUGGGGCUUCUCAGCCAUGACUGCCUUACCUAUGUGUCUGUUCUUCAAUGUAAUAACACAGAAAGUGAAUAACCGGGAUGUCCAGGUCUGCACUCUUGUUUGGCCAACGGCUGCAGAAGAAAUUGCAUGGGAUAUUUCAUUCAUAGUAUUGGACUUUUUGAUACCAGGAUUAAGUAUUAUAGUCAGUUACACCAAGAUCUUCAAGAUCACAAAGGAAACCAGAGAGCGGAUGAUCAGCAGUACGGCUUAUUCUGAAGUCCACCAGUGCCGAGUGUCCCAGCGAGACUACAGACUCUUCAGAACCCUCUUUAUUCUUAUGAUCUCUUUUUUCGUCAUGUGGACCCCUGUGUUCAUAAUUGUCCUUUUGCUUCUUCUUCAUAACCUGACAAAUCACUUUGUCUUACCACCUAUGGUUUUCUUCUGGAUCACUGUGUUUACAUUUUGCAACUCAAUAGUUAAUCCAAUAUUGUACAACAUCAAUUUACUCAGGCAGAAAUGGUGGAGGGUCAUUUUCUGUGGAAACUCUGAGAACAUUCUGGACACAGAGACCACCAAUAAACGGAAUGACGUGACGACUCAGAAUAGGACAUCGGAUAACAAAUAAAGACCUUGACAUAUCAUAGAAAGACUCCACCAAAAAGAAUAUGGUCUUUUUAUACUCCCGUUAUGUGUGUUCCCUUUUUAUUUUUGAGUUUAUUUGUUGGCAUUCCAAAUCCUCAAUAUGCUACAGCCGAGAACAGUGGUCUACAAACUGGGGACAUCCAGCUGACUACAGUGAAGAAAAAAAAGUAUUUGAUUUUGUACGUUUGCCCUUUGAGAAAGAAAUGAUAAGGGUAUAAUUGUAAUGGUCAUUUUCUUUUAACAGUGAAAAACAUCCAGAAAGUCGCAUAAUCAAUAAGUUCUGAAUUAAUUUGCCUUUUACUCAGUAAAAUAAGUAUUUGAUCCCCUAUUAAUCAGAAAGAUUUCUGUCUCCCAGGUAUCUUUUAUACAGGUAACAAGCUCAAUGAUUCAGAGGUUCAUUGACAAACUUCAGACGGGCCUGAACAUGAGCUUUUUUGAGAAGGGAUCUGCAGGAUUUCAGUCCUUUACAUCAUGAUGUGUUCUUGGGGACUGUGGUUCCAGCUGCUUUGAGAUCAUUGACAAGAUCAUCUGUUUAGUUCUAGGCUAGGAUUAGUAAAUUACUUCUAUUAAAAAAUCUUAAUCCUUCCAGUACUUAUCAGCUGCUGUAUGCUCCAGAGGAAGUUGUGUGGUUCUUUACAGUCUUACCAGAGUGUUCUCUGCUGACACCACUGUCCGUAUCAUGAGCUGUCCAGAGUAGGAACAAAUCCCUAUAGCAAACCUAUCCUGCUCCGGACAGUUUUUGAUAUGGACAGAGGUGUCAGCAGAGAGCAUUGUGGGCAGACAGAAAUGAAUUAAAAAAAAGAAAAGAACUUCCUGUGGAGCAUACAGCAGCUGAUAAGUACUGGGAGGAGUAGCAUUUUUAAAUAGAUGUAAUUUACAAAUCUGUUUAACUUUCUGGCACAAGUUGAUUUAAUUAAAAUUUUUUUUUCCAUGGGAGUACCCGUUUAAAGCAUAUCCAUGUCAUUGGCUCUGCUUUCUAUUAUGUUGUUCUGCUCUUCUGGUUCAUCAGCGGACAGACAUCUAUUAUUAUACCCAAUUUCUGUUAUUCUAGCCUGACCUCUUCAACAAACGUUCCUUCAUUACAGGAAUUCAAUUUUUAAAAAUGAAAAAAUAGGGGGCGGCAAAGUUGUUUACAGCUUGUUCAAUAGUGUGAAUAAUGGCAUUCCCAAGAAAUUGUCACUAAGACAAUUCAACUGUAAACAGGGACACCCGUGGGUCCUUCCUACCUGUUGGUUGUUCAUAGUAAUGUUUAACCUUAUAUGUGGAUAGUCAAUAUAUGGCUAGUCGGACUGGACCUGUGACUUUCUUUAUCCCAUACCAAAAGGUGGCAGCCUAUCCAUGCCAUUUUUUUACCGAUAUCAUGCGGAGACACAACUUGAAAUUCUGGUGCUAGGGCCUGAUAGCAACUGCAACCUCUGCACCCUACGGCACCUCUAUCACCCAGGUAUCACACUUACUUGUUCCAUGAUCCAAGAUAACAAUAAAACAACUCACAAUGUAAAAUAAUAACCCAAUCCCCUGUGAUUCUGCUAAUUUGAUAAAGGUCAACUAAAUAAUUUCGUCUGAUGUUAUGUACAGAAUGUUGCACUCUUUUGUUACAGUGAUA